AGUGUAGGAAAAAAAUCUCAGUAAGAUUUUUUUUUUUUUUGUCUGCACUAAAAGAGAUUAGAUCACAAGCACUGAGUUGUAGUAAAGUGCUGCAUUGCCAUCAUGUUUUUAAAGCGAAACUUGAAUUCAAGUACUAGACAUAGUCUAAUGUUUGGAUUAGACAGUCUUUUCUCAGGCUACACCCACCAUCUGAAUUGCACCAGUAUUUAAACUUUGAGUAGUUACAUAUAAUUUGCAUCAGCUCAGUUUCCAAAAUGCUACAUUUACAUUUCUGCAAGAGGUGUACAUGCACCCCCUGGGAGCUGGAAAGAGUUCUCUUAAGACAGCCAUAUGCAGCUCCAUGAAACUUCAUGCCUUCUGUGUGAACCAGCUGGGAAAAAUAAGUAAAUGUGACUGCAUGUAAAGGAGAAAACAGGGAAGGGAAACAAAAAGUGAAAGGAGCAGGAGCCAGUGUCAAGAAAUGUUAGAGGAAAGAGAAGUAAAACAACAGAAGAAGACAGACAAUAGUGGCAGGCUAUGAAGAUCUAGCAACUGCAGUGUGCUCCUCUACUGAGCCUUCCUUUGCUGUCAGCUGAAUCCCCAACCAAAAUGUGCCUCCUCAUCUGCAGCAACUGGUGUUAUAUAUUUUCAAAUUAUGCUGAGAGGCAGUAUAUCUAAAUUGAUUCUUUAAGAAAAUAAUAUUGAAAUUAAAAAUACAUAUUAUCUCAAGCAACUGUUCUUCAGAUUUAAAAUCAAGUUGCAUUAGAAGUAUACUCAGGCUGUGAAGUGGCCAGAAGUGUAGAAUCCAUUUAUUCCCCUUUCUUUUUGAAUCAGAUACAGUCUCUUUGUAUGAUUCCAAAAUUCCCUUUGCAGAGAUCCCUUGUUUCACUCACUGCACAGGAUGGGCUGCAUUCCUGUGAAGAAUGAGAACAGCAUAACAAAGGAGAAACCUGUUCCAGUUUCCAAGACAUCUCUCUUGCUAGAGAAGGAAUGAUAUUACAGACCAGACACAUUUCAGUACCUACUAAACUCUCACCCCAGCUCUGCUAGGUGCUGCACAGGCAGUAGGUUGUGCUGUCUAGCUGGUACCCAAUCUGUGAUAUCAGGGGUUGUAUUUUGGAAGUAUGGAUCACAAAGGCAAUUAAGACAGUGGGAGCUAUGCUGCAAUCAUAUAAAGUACUGUAAAGUGAAUCCUAAUUUUUUUACAUCUCAGCUGAGUCUCUCAAAACUAUCCAGCUGUCUUGAUUUCAAACUCUGUAGGUCAGAGCUCUAUAUGUAACACAGGCACAAUAUCCCUUACUUUUCUCAUUAUCAGGAAGAUAAACUAAUGCAAAAAGUCUAAAGUUGUCAAAGAAAGUUAAUUUAGUUUGAUCCCAGCAAGUCUUCAAGGAUCAUGGAAGGCAGAGCAGCAUGGGGAAACUGAUAAAAAAUUAGUCACUUCAAUGCAAGACUUGUAUUGUUCACUAAAUAAGCAGGGCUGAGAGCAUGCUGAACAUAGACACCCCCGUGCUGGCUGAGGCAUUGACUUUGUGAAAGGGCCAGCAAAAGGAAAAAGAGGGGAGAUGUGACUAUGUGGUUAAGAGCCCUGUGAGCACAGGGCAGCAGGUUACAUACCAGUACUUACUAUGAUUCUGGCAUUUUCUAUUUUGUAGUGCUUGAGUGUCUGAGCUAGACAGGUCGAGAUUUUAAUUAAUGAGGAGAAUGAAAGAUACAGCAGAUUCUGGCAUGUGUCUGUGCACGAAAGAGAAAUAGUAAAGGAAUUUGACACAGAUCCCAUUUACUCAAGGUGUGCAACACAACCUCCCACCAUGCCAUCUGCACCAGCAUCUGCUCUGCGGUCACUCAUACUACAUUUUCUUUGUGAAGAUCUUCCCUAUACCUUUGCCCGGCAAAGCAGCAACCCACUAAUUUUCUCCUCCAACCUCUGAUCAGACUCUAUAUUUAUUUCUUCCUCCUGAGACUGCUCAGUUGAUUAUCUGCCUCCUUCCUAUCAAGUAGCUUGCAAGUGCAGUGCAUGCCUAUAUCAUUCUAGAUAAGCAUCCCAGCCACCCAAAUGGGUUUGAAAGGAAGCCAAGUGACUUAGCCUAUCCCUGUCUCAAGCUCCCACUUUCAAUAAUGUCUGUGUUACACAAUAUCACAACAACAUUCCAGCACAAAUCCUGCUUCCCACGGCCCUUGGUGCCAGGGCUACCUGCAGUCUGAAAUACCUUCUUUAUUUAUUUUUUUUUAAUAAAUAGUACACUUUAUUUUUUUUUUUUUUGGCUUGGCUCUGAGUAUGCAGAGCUGAGCCAGCACCUCUGUCUGCUACAUGACAGGUGACAGCUGUUUCCUGUUUCUGAAAGCAGUGUUACCAGCCACACCGUCCCUCUCCUUAAUUUAGAAAGCUCUUCUGUUGUCAUCUGGUUCUACACUUCCACAUGCAGGCUGAGGUCUGUAACAGGAAUAACAGCACUGAGGUUACACAACACUUUCCCUGUUCAAACCACUGGGCAAGGAAACCCUCAGGAAUUGUUUAUUGUAAACAUUUCCCACAGACUAAGCAGCAAGCAGUCUUGCUCCCCUGCAUUUUCUGGUGUAACAUGCCAACAAAGAAUCAUGCUCAAGAACCACUAUAUGGAACAAGGUAUAGCUCUGUGGACAUUCUAUGUUUGCAGUUGAAGGUUCAUGCCAAAUAUACUUCUCAGCUCUGAGUAUCUGCCAAGUGGAUUCUUAUUAAUGGGAGAAAAAAAAAAAGAGCAAUAGUAGAUUUUAUUAUCAGCAUAAGAGAUUAAACCAAUCUCUGCUAUAAAUUGCAAGCAAGACCAGGGCUAAUCUCAGGGAUUUUUUUACAGUCACCUCUUCUUGCAGUUUCUAAAGAGCAGUCUCAAACCUUUGAAGUUUUUUAAAUUCCUGCUUACAACUGUUAAAAUAUGAGGGGUUUUUUUCUGGUAUCCACCAGUUCUCAGAGGCACUACCUUCUGUAGUGACAUUUACAGAUGCCAGUCCCACAGUCUGUACUAUGCAGACAAACACCCACACCUUGACUCCUCAAUGGACCCACAUGCCUGGCAAGUUAGCGAGCCAGAAAUGCAGCAACAAAUAGCAGUAACAAAAGCACAAUACAUGCUGCAACAAGUACAAUGGAGCUGUAAGUCACGUCACUACAAAACACCAGCCUCCACUGUGCAGAUAUUAAAAAAAAAAAAUUCUCAAAGAGGCACAGAUUUGAGAUGAAAUGUGAUUAUUGCAAUUCUGAUAGAAUUCACUAUUUUAACCGUGUACUCUACAAUGUCUGGCAACCUUAUUCCAACAUUGUUUUUAAACAGAGAUAUCUAAUCCAUAAAAUAGUACCCAUAACUUUAUCUUCUAGAAACUUACAGUGAAAAAUUGCUCUUUCUUUCCUUUUGAAGACAUAAACCACCUAAAAGGAUUAAUGAGUAAAAAUGUGGGAACUAGUAAGCAUUCCAGUUUUUCCUUCAAGAUAUUAAAAUGUCCUGUUCAGGUUGAUUCUGAAAGCUUCUAAACAAAUUAUGUAAGUUACCUAUCCUAAGUAUUUGGUUCACAACAACAACAAAAGGAUUAAUGAUUAUGUUACUUUUAGCCUUUUAAAGUUAUGCUAUUGAAAACACUAAUCAAAGAUUGCAGUCACAUUUUCAGUCCUUGCCUGUUGUAGGUGGAUUUCAUGGAGCAAUAAGAUUUAUAGCUUCAUCAUGACACAACAUCUAUAAGGCUGAACUCAUUCAGUUGCUAAUGAAAUGUGAUCUGGGGACUCUUGUACCAGCUGGGUGAUGAUUAGGGCUUAUCACAGAUAGGUCUAGGAAAAGGCUGGGAAAUACUUAAGCUUGUUUUGCAGUUGCUUUGAGCUCUUAGGAAAAGAGUCAUUUCUCUACAACAUCAGCCUGAAGUUCUCUGCCCAUAAAAGAGAGGUAAUGUUAAGGUUUUUAACUGAUUUGCAAGUGACAGGGUUAUAUGAAGUCUGGCAAAAUCCUAUCAAAUCUUUCUGGUUUAGCGUCUUUUAAACUGUGAGAUGGGUACUUUGUCUUCUCAGACAGCUCAAAAAAAUGUUAAGCAACUGGCUUCAGAGAAACCUUGCAAAACUUGCUCUAUAUGAUGCCUCUUGACUUGAAAUUCUGCUUUUAAUAGCUGCCUGCUGGCACAACAAGCAACUCUGCGUAGGUUUCCCACAGCUAAAAGGAGAUACUAAAUGUAGUUUCUGAUUAUGGGAAUGGCUCCAUAUAAACUACAAGCAGCAGGGCCACUCAAACAUCUAAAUUAUUGAAUAAUAUUUAAAAUAAAUGUGUUAAGAAGAUAGCUCCUACCCUCAAAAAAAAAUUUAAAAGCAGAGGCAGUUCAAAGUUAAACUCUGACUUCAAGAAUAUCUUGUCCAUACAUGCUAUCAGCUGGGGCAAAAAAAGGGAGUGAAAAAUCUAUGUGAGGAGUAGAAUACCUGUCUCUUUAACACAGACUGUAGCUCAGCUGUAGGGCAGAAUUCUGUUUAAAGCCCCUCUUUCUUCAGAGGGCUACACACUUCCUACUCCUUUCCUUGGUAAGGGCAGUCUCCAGCUCCUCUCAAAAAAGAACUGCUGCCUGUCAACUGAAAACUACACAAUAGCUUUUAAAAAUCAGUAGUUUUCAUCAACUGUGAGAUUUCAAAUUGGGUGAUUAAAUGAUUGAGAGGUUUUUCAGAGUGGAUUGGAGAAAUAAAACGUCAAAUAUAACAGAGCACAGUAGAAAAAGCUUCCCCUUGUUUUUGUUUUAAGUAAUUUUAUUAUAAAAUACAUCCAAAUUUGAUGCUUUUGUAGCCUAAAGGAAGAUUUCUUGAGGGAGUUAUUUUUUCCAUGAAUGUCUCUUAUUCAGGUCAAAUUCGGUCAUUUUUGUAAAAGAAAGCCAGUUCCUUUUCUAUUGAACAAAAGCCUUGCAUAUUUAAAAUGGACAAGUGGGUUCUAUGGAUUUGUUUUUGAAAAAAGAUGCUCACUUGUAUCCCAGAAUAUGCUCAUGAUAUUUAAAAUAUGUGUUUAGGUAUGGCGGGGGGAAGGUUAGGCUCUGUUGUAAGAGUGUGGUGGGGUUUUCUGGAGUUUGUGGCAUUCCUGUGUGUUUGAUUGUUUGGGGUUUUUUUUUUCUAUGACUAUUUUACAUGGUUUUAAGACUGCACCUGACAAGCAUUCAACAUCAAGGUGCUCAGAAACACUUCAGAGUAGUGCUUGCUUUAGAGAUGCAAGUACACAGCGCAGUCUGAGCUAAGGAGUUGUGCAGAGAAUUGAUAGGUCAGCAAACCUGCUUACGGUUCAGGUCCUACUUCUUCCCUAAUGAUGUUACCUGCUAAUCACGUAUCACUCCUUUUGAAAUAAUUUCAAUCUGUAUUUGACUUAGGGUAAGAAAAAAGAGUCAUGAGAGCUGUACCUAAUACAAGUCCUUUAAGUGCCAGCAUUCUGCUGACAUAUUAGCCAAGAACAAGAUGAAGAAACAGUUUUGUUCUUUUGUUUAAUAUUGCCACAAUCCAACUGGAGGUCAUAUGACACAAACCCACUUAGAGGGCACCACAUCCCUUUCUGAGAUGUAGCCCAGACCAAUGCAUGUGAGCAGUAACACUCCCAGUACAGAUGCUGGGGCUGCCUUUGGUGCUCCUCAGCAGGGCUGGGCUGCAGUACAGAAUUCCUUGGUGGCUGCUUUCCUUUGGGCCUGUGCUGGAGGCUAUAGUGCUUCCAUUCUCUGGACUCUGCCCAGUGUGGAAGGACAAGGUUCAGUGCUUUCCAGAGCGCUUCCCUGAGGAAACUCAAAGCCAUGCUACUCUUCUCUGGAACUGGCUGAGAACAUUGUCUGUUGUUUCCUUACUGCUAACUAUAAAGCAAGCACAGAAAAAAAAGUCCCAAAUAAGGCCAGAAAGAGAAGCAUAAGUUAGCAUUUAUUUAAAAUUUGUUAAACCCCUUUUGAAGAUGAGGGCAAAGGAGAAGUGAAAGAAUAACAUAAAAAUAAUAAUAAUAACAACAACAAAAAUAACAACUUUUUAAAUUCAUGAAGGCUUUUGCCAAAAUGCACAGAAACGCUGCUCUUAGUCUGAGAAAGAUUGUCAAGGAACAGGCUGACUUUGCCAAAGCUUCACUCCUUACUGUUAACUGUAACUCUCUUGGAACAGAAUAAUUUAGGUUAGGAGGAGGAUCUGGAGGCCAUCUGGUCCCUUUCUCGUGGCAAAAUUACUCUCAAAGCCAAGUCAGUUGCUCCAGCUGUUGUCCUGUUGAAGUACAGAGAUUCAACCUCUUUCCUGUAUAGCCCAUUCCAGAGCUCCCUCACUUUUCCUGCAGAAAACUUAGGUCAUCACCUUCAGAGUUUCCAGACUCAGACCAGCAGGUUUCCAUUGUCUUUGUUUUCCAUAAGGUGCACCCUGUGAAGUGCAAAUUUAAUUAUGGCCUAAUUACUAGGCUAGUGCAAGUGGCUCUCUUUAUUUAACUAGGAUUUCUAAUAAAGGUUCCCUGGAAGCUCUGAUAGCAAUAUGCAGUUACCUGGGCUGGAGCUUUACCAGCCACUGCAGUGGGUUCCAGGGCUGGAUGUAGUGUGCCAUAAUGUGCCAUCCUGUACCCUCCCAGCUCCUGACCCAGUGGCUACACCAGCACUCUGGCUGUGCAUUGCAUGGCUCACUGCAAAACCAUCUGGAUAGAGGCAGUGGUGUGAAAUACUACUGUAGGAUUUUAACAUGCCUCAAAGAAGGGAAUUAGCAUGUAGCUUUGUUGAAACACAUUCUAAUUUUUUUCUUCUCCCUCUUUGUAAAUAAGAAACUGUUAGGACAGUUGGACUGAUUAAAAAUAGUUACAUUCUCAUUAAUAAGAUUAGGAUUAUGGCCAGAAGUCCUACUGUAGGUGAGAAGAGCACUAAGGGGUAAAAUGUGCUACCACAAAUACCCUGUGCUGAGGGCCAGAUAAUUUGGAGCAUCCUGUGCCCCGGCUUUGCAAAAUAUUUGUCUGAUCAGAGCAGCCAGCAGAAAUACCACAAAGUCUGUGUGAACAAGUGUUCAAAUGCCUCUUGUGGCUUUGCCACUGUGGCAGACACAGUUUCAACUAAGAUUUCUUGUCCUGAGCUUUAUUUUUGAAGGCUUUACUUUACUUCUGCUCUUACCUGGCUGGCUGUGGAUGCAAACAGGCAGACCUAGACAUGCAAAUUAAAUGUGCUGUCUUCUGGGAGGAUGAUGAACUUUCUGUAACAUGCUUUCCUAGGUAUCUUAUUUUCACACAUUUUUUACACAAAGAGGAUUUUUACACAAGAGGCUAUCAAUAUUUCAGGGAUAACCAUUGUACUUCAAGAUUUGAUAAUUUCUAAUACCUAUUAAUACCUUUGCCAUCCCAAAUGCAGGUUAAGGAUUUUACAGUCCUCUAUUCAGUGAAGACUCUUGCAGAAGUGCAGCACAGCAAAUAACGUUUUACACCUGCCUGUCACAGCUAAGAAGGGUUUGUUGCAGCUCACCUCCCUUCUUUUUGUUAUAUAGCACUUCUCCACUGACAGAGGUUCAGCUCCUGAUGGAGGAGCAAAACGUGCCCAGUGAGGUGCCAGCAGCCCUAAAGCGUCUGGCCAAAUACAUAGUGCGUGGUUUCUAUGGUGUGGAGUGCUCCCUGGCCCUGGACAUGCUGAUCCGCUACCCCUGUGUGAAAGAGGAGGACUUGUUACAGCUGCUCAAGUACGAGCGCAAGCAACUGCGCACCGCCCUCAACACGCUCAAGGCGGACAAGCUGGUGAAGCUGCGGAUGCGAGUUGAAACGGGGCCUAAUGGGAAGAGCACGAGGCACAAUUACUACUACAUCAAUUAUAAGGUGCUGGUGGAUGUAGUAAAAUACAAACUGGAUCAUGUGCGCAGGAAAAUAGAAGCAGAUGAGCGGGAUUCAACAACCAGAUCCUCUUUUAAAUGUCCAUCUUGCUCUAACACAUACACAGACCUUGAAGUCAAUCAGCUCUUUGAUGCAUUUACAGGUACUUUUCGCUGCACUUACUGCAACACUGAAGUAGAGGAAGAUGGCUCAGCGUUUCCAAAGCACGAUGCUCGAACGUUGCUGGCCAAGUUCAACGAGCAGAUGGAGCCUGUCUUCAUGCUGUUGCGUGAGACCGAAGAUAUUGUGCUGCCCUAUGACUUGCUGGAGCCUCAGCCAACAGAAAUACCAGAAUUAUCAGAAAGGUAUGAACAUCACACUAGAACUUCGGGCUCAAGUGUGCUGGAAUCCUGCAGCCGCCCUGAAAAAUGGGCACACAGAAGUUCUGCUUUUGGCCUCACAUACACCCAAAACUUAACUAUUGAUGUCCAAGACUCAAAGCACAAGAGGAAAAGAGAAAAGGCAACUGAAAAGCAACCUAUCUGGUUGUCACAAAGCACUGUAGAAGGAGCAGCAACAGCCAUCAACAAUAGUGUUGGUAAGUUUAGAGUAAAUGCUUAUGAAGAAACUGAAGAAAAUGUUAAAGAAACUGUCACGGAUAAUGAAAUCAUCAAGACUCUUCUGAUGCAUGAAUCCAAGUCAUUAUCUAGCACAGACCAGGCUCCUAUUGUCAAAAGCAAACUACAUGGAUCACAGAGUGAUAGCAGUGAGUUUGAAGAGGAUGCCAAGCACUCAAGGGGAGCAGGAACCAAAGUAAUAGACAGCAACUUUGAACAAGAGGAGGAACAGGAAACUCAGGGUCCUAUUUUAAUGGUAGCUGGUCAGCCCUGUUCAUAUGGGCAAGUUAGUGAAAACCCAGAGCUUGUGUCUCUCAUGACAAAUGAAGAGAGAAAUGCUUAUAUAAAAGUAGGACAAGAAAUGUUCCAGUCUGUCUUUGAGUAACUACAACUGUAGGAAUAUCCAACCUUGUACAGAAUGGAUGAAGGCUUCUGACUUAUGUUCUUCAAAGUUUACCACUGAAGGGUUUUGUUUGAACUUGCUCUUAAGCAAGAUGGUAAUCCUGUAGUAGGUAACUACAGUUCAAAUAUUAUAAUUGCAGUCACAGCAAGUGUUGUUUGUUGUUGUAAUGCUUAUACUUUGUGGAUGAUGUAAUUAGUUUUGGAGCAUGAAUUAUUUCAGGAUACAUUUGGAUCUGAUUAAAAUCAUAUUUGAAAAGCA
This is a messenger RNA of Taeniopygia guttata (zebra finch), 9026 nucleotides long. The record is from RefSeq and is a predicted model, not a curated record. NCBI's taxonomy places the organism in Eukaryota, Metazoa, Chordata, Aves, Passeriformes, Estrildidae.